AUGAUACCUAAUCUAGGAUUGGGAAUUGGAUCAAGUAUGUAUACACUAGAUCAUGUGGAUCCAAAUACAACAAUACUUGCAUUUUGCAAAUUACGUAUUUAUUUAAGUCAAGUUGUUGCUUUAACAUAUCGUUGGUCAUUAACUGCAGCUUGUAUUGAUCGGUAUGCACUUUCGUCAACAAAUGCACGUUUACGAAAUUUUGCAAAAGUAUAUGUGGCACGCCGUGUUAUAGGAGUUAUAGUUAUUGUUUGGCUUAUUUUACCUGUACAUACUCUUAUUUUUUACAAUAUAAGAGCAGGUGCGUGUGGCAUCUUAUACGAUACUGGUGUGGCGCUUUACCACAGUAUUUUUACAACAAUGGUGUCCUGUAUUCUACCGACUAUCAUCAUGUUCAGUUGUGCUUUACUUAUUCGUCGUAAUCUUGCUCGCAAACGACAACGUCAUCAACUCACAGUCAAUCUACAAGCAGAAAGAAGAGAUCAACAACUUUUAGUUAUGCUUUUCACACAAGUAAUUGUUUAUAUCAUAUCAGUAAUACCUUUGAUGAUCAUCUAUAUUUAUACUGCCGUGACAUUCAAUAUUUCGAAUAAACCAAUUGAACGUAUAGCUAUUGAACGAUUUGCUGCCUUUACAGCUGAAGCAAUGAUCUAUUUAUUUCCUGUUUCAUCAUUCUUUUUAUAUACGAUGUCAUCGCGUACAUUUCGUAGCGAACUAAAGAAUCUAUUACAUUCAACAUUCAGUUGCAAAUGGUUAAAUAACACUGGUCGCAUUCAACCAAUAACAGAUACGAGUACAUUCAAAAACAAUACUGGACAUCUAUCAGCAGUAGUACAAAUACCACAAUCUCACGAUCCUGGUCGAAUCGAGCUGGAACAUCAUAGUGAGAUAGAAGAACAACAAGAAAAUGACUAG
This is a messenger RNA of Adineta steineri, 912 nucleotides long. The record is from the annotation of a GenBank genome assembly. NCBI's taxonomy places the organism in Eukaryota, Metazoa, Rotifera, Eurotatoria, Adinetida, Adinetidae.